CUUUUUAUCUGUCCGUCGAUAUUAAAUCUCGACCGCGAAACUAGAAACUCGUUUCACGUUGUUGCCGCUCAGCUCAGCACGUUCCCCUUUCCCUCUCCCUCUCCCUCUGUGUUUUUCAAUUUUUUCCCCACAGACAAAACCCUAGCCCUAACUCCUCCCGCGCUAUUAUUCGUCUUGGAUCUCUGGCGCAAAGGCUAAACGUCGUUCUCUGCGUAAAUCUCGGAUCUGUGAGAUUCAAAAUUGGAAUCGAAGGCGUCCUUGCUGGUUCUUCGGAACUGCUUUCUUUUCGGAUUCUGAGUGAAUUAGGGUGAUUGCGCUUCUCGCUCUUUCCGCCUUGAAUGAUUUAUCUUAGUUUUGCUGUUCCGAAAUCUACCACGUUUGAAUUCUCUGAGAAAUCUUGCCUGCAUGGGAGAAGAAGAGGCAGUUUGUUUGGCUUUAUUGACGGAUGUGGUCAGGGAUAACGAUAACCUUUCAAGAACUGAAUUGAAGCGCGGCCAUCAAUAUUUUCUAGAUGACGCUGAAUCGGAUCCGUAUCCAAACAAGAAGCAAACAAAGGAAAUUUCAAAUGAAGAGAUUCGCUCGGAAGUUUUAAAUCCAAUAACUUCCCCAAAAGAGAACGUGGUCGGUGUUCAAGAAUUUACUAGCCAACCGUCUGAACAUGGGAAUAUUAAUCAGGCGGAGUGUGGUGAAGUCACUUCCAUGUGUUCAGGGAGUUCGAGCUCAGAUGAGAACUUGAGUGACCAAGACCGUUGUGGGAAUGACACUUCUCAAGCUGUUAACGAUGCUGCUGGUGAUGCAGAGACGUCCAGAGUUGUACUCGAAAUUCCUAAGCAUGUUAGUUCUACUGGGAUCAGAAAAAUUACAUUUAAGUUCAGCAAAAGAAAGGAGGACUACGAUAAAAAGUCAUAUGCUUCGGUAGCACAGCCUGAAACCAACAGUAGUGGGAAUGGGCAGUCAUGUCGAGGUUAUUUUGAGGAGCCCGAGGGAGACAUGUUACCAAUGGUUGAUUCUAGUACGGACGUGCUAGAAAGCAGAUAUGGGAGGGAGUACUCUGAAACCAGCAUUUUCGGUUUACAUGCAACUAAUAUGGAUUCCAAAUUGUUUAAGAAGGUUGUUCCUACGAAUGUAAAGAAGCUGUUAGGAACUGGUAUUCUUGAUGGAGCUCGAGUGAAGUAUAUUUCUACCACAGGACAGGUAGAGCUACAUGGAAGUAUACAUGGUGGUGGAUAUUUGUGUGCUUGUUCAUCUUGCAACUUUUCAAGAGUUCUGACUGCCUAUGAGUUUGAGCAGCAUGCUGGUGUCAAGACCAGACAUCCAAACAAUCACAUAUACUUGGAGAAUGGGAGGCCAAUUUAUAGCAUUAUACAAGAACUAAAGACUGCUCCACUCAGCAUGCUGGAUCAAGUGAUAAAGGAUUUGGCUGGAUCGUCUGUCAAUGAGGAGUUCCUCCAGUUUUGGAAAGAUAGUCUUCAACAGAGCAAUGGGAAGGUUAAGGCAAAUAAAAAUUAUGACAUCAAGCUUCCUCGGAGGCUUCAUUCACAUGCAAGUUGUGCCAGUCAAGCUUUUGAAGAAAGUGUUAGCCCUGCUUCAUCUUCCUUUGAGCAGAACAACCAUAUUGAAAGACAAAUGUAUAUGAAAGAGGCAUCGGAAGAGCGGAAACGUGGAAAUAAAAAACCAAACUUAUGUUUUUCUAACCCAGUCGUGCAACAAAAGAAAAUUGCUGAUGGUGGCACUAGAAAAAGGGAUAAUGAUCUACAUAAGUUGCUUUUCAUGCCAAAUGGGCUUCCAGAUGGGGCUGAACUGGCCUACUAUAUCAAAGGGCAGAAAAUACUAGGUGGCUACAAGCAGGGAAAUGGUAUUGUCUGUGGUUGUUGUAGCAGAGAGAUUAGCCCUUCACAGUUUGAAGCACAUGCUGGAAUGGCUGCCAGGCGUCAACCCUAUCGCCACAUCUAUACAUCUAAUGGAUUGACGCUGCAUGAUAUAGCUAUUUCAUUGGCAAGGGGACAAAAUCUUACUACCGGUGACAGUGAUGAUAUGUGUGCAAUGUGUGGAGAUGGUGGGGAUUUAAUUCUUUGCAAUAGAUGUCCCCGCUCUUUCCAUGCAGCUUGCUUGGAUUUGAAGGACAUUCCAGAAGGUGAUUGGCAUUGCCCAGAUUGUACAGAUAAGGUUGGCCCUGGCAGAAAACCUGCAGGAGAAUCUUCAAUUCAUGGGAGACCAAUUGUUAUACGGUUGACACGAGUUGUCAAAGCACCAGAAUUUGAAUAUGGUGGUUGUGUUUUUUGCAGGGCUCAUGAUUUUAGUGUUGCUGAAUUUGGUGAGCGAACGGUGAUGCUCUGUGACCAAUGUGAGAGGGAGUUCCACGUUGGAUGUUUGCGGGACAACGGGCUAUGCGAUUUAAAAGAACUUCCCAAGGAUAAAUGGUUCUGCUGUGAUAACUGCAAUAAGAUCCAUGUAGUUCUACAAAAUUCAGUUAUCCGUGGAGCAGGGGUGAUUCCUGCUUCAUUGUCUAAUACAAUAAUCAAGAAGCAUGUAGAGAAAGGAUUAUUUAUUGAUGGAGCUGCUGAUGUUCACUGGCAAAUUAUGAGUGGAAAAAGUCGCUAUCCAGAGCAUCUACCCUAUCUUUCAAGGGCUACUUCAAUCUUUCGAGAGUGUUUUGAUCCUAUUGUUGCAACAUCGGGCCGUGAUCUAAUUCCUGUUAUGGUCUAUGGGAGAAAUAUAUCUGGGCAAGAGUUCGGAGGAAUGUAUUGUGUAGUUUUAAUUGUGAAGUCUGUUGUUGUAUCAGCCGGUCUCCUCAGAAUCUUUGGCCAGGAGGUGGCUGAACUUCCUCUAGUGGCCACCAGUAGAGAACAUCAGGGAAAAGGUUAUUUCCAAGCAUUAUUUUCAUGCAUAGAGGGGUUUCUAGCUUCCAUGGACGUCCAAAACCUGGUGCUCCCUGCGGCUGAGGAAGCUGAGUCAAUCUGGACAAAGAAAUUAGGCUUCGAAAAGAUGAGUGAGGAGAGAUUGUCCAAGUAUAUGAGGCAGGUCCCGCUGACAAUUUUCAAGGGAACAGCAAUGCUAGAGAAGGCGGUGCAGCGAGUAGGAUAGUAAAAGAUGAUAGAGUCCAACGCGAUUCAAUUCAUUGAGUUGGGUUGAAUUAUUCUUUAAUUUUUGUUUUAGUGAUACUUCCUGUAUUAUUCUGCUGCUUUUUUUUGUUUUUGGUCAGCAGCCUGCUGUCUGUUUUGACAUUGUUAUGUUCAUUGUACAAACUACAAACUAGAAUUCAAGAGUAGGAGAAAAGGCGUCUGUUAAGUAGAAGAAAGAAAGGAGAAACAGAACAAGAAAAACACUAGUGCAUGCUGACCUUUUACUUUGCAUGCAUACGAUACCAAAUUCUUAAUUUCUUUUGGUAA
This is a messenger RNA of Carya illinoinensis, 3389 nucleotides long. RefSeq lists its product as uncharacterized. Bases 406 to 3084 code for a protein of 892 amino acids. The transcript is spliced from 20 exons. NCBI's taxonomy places the organism in Eukaryota, Viridiplantae, Streptophyta, Magnoliopsida, Fagales, Juglandaceae. The record is from RefSeq and is a predicted model, not a curated record.